Messenger RNA from Cavenderia fasciculata, 492 nucleotides. RefSeq lists its product as uncharacterized. The record is from RefSeq and is a predicted model, not a curated record. Bases 1 to 492 code for a protein of 163 amino acids. Gene Ontology annotation, molecular function: holo-[acyl-carrier-protein] synthase activity; magnesium ion binding. The transcript has a single exon. NCBI's taxonomy places the organism in Eukaryota, Evosea, Eumycetozoa, Acytosteliales, Cavenderiaceae. Gene Ontology annotation, biological process: fatty acid biosynthetic process.
AUGAGUAAAGUUUUAUAUAAAAUCUAUGGUAUAGGAAAUGAUAUAGUAAAGAUAUCUAGGUUUAGCAAAAACUCUGACAAUGAAAGGUUUCUAAGACGAGCGUUUCAUCAACAAGAGAUUGAUAGAUUCUAUCAUCUAAAGACUGUCAAUCAAGAAAAGGCAUUACAGUAUCUCGCCGGUAGAUGGGCAGCAAAAGAAUCAGUGUACAAAGCAUUUAGAGGUAUCGACCGAUCAAGACUACCUUUUCCAAAUAUCAAGAUUGCCUCUAGAGAUGAUGGUAGUCCAGUAGUUGAAUUACAAGAUAGUACUAUGGAAUUGGCAAAUCAAUUGAAUAUUGCAAACAUUCAUCUAUCUAUUUCACAUGAUGAAGAUUAUGCUAUUGCAAAUGUAAUCUUGGAAGAAAAAUUAAUAUUAGAUCAACAACAUCAACAACGUCAAACAGAUCAUUGUUUUAUUACUGAUGAUAUUGGUAAUAAUAGUCGGUCUAAAUAA